Coregonus sp. 'balchen' is the source of this 3889-nucleotide messenger RNA. NCBI's taxonomy places the organism in Eukaryota, Metazoa, Chordata, Actinopteri, Salmoniformes, Salmonidae. The record is from the annotation of a GenBank genome assembly.
GCUUCCUGCCGGGCUGUCUGCUUCCUGCCGGGUUGGCUGCUUCCCCGACAUAUAAAAACCCCACCACUGCCUCCCUGCUGCAGUUCUGCCUUCUCUUCUGAAUCCUCAACGUCAGCCUGUGAAGGAAAAGAAAACCAGACAAAAUGGUGAGUGCUGACUGCUGAUGUAGAUAAUACAAUGAUCUUUAUUUCUUUAUUUCUUUCACAUGGUAUUCGUAUGAAAAUUAUUAGAUCAAUAUUAGAUCAAUCUGAAAAGUAUGUGGACGAUGUAUUCUGUUACAUAAAGACCAUGUCCGAAAUCUCUUUCCUACUGCUUACUAAAAAACGACGUACUGUGUACUAAUCGUACUAGAUACUAUUCAGAACGGAUGCAGUAAGAAACGCAUAUCCGGCAUACUAGGCUCACCCAACCUGAGAAUGUCAUCUAAUGCGCAAUUGCGUUGAUUCCCGCCCAUUAUCUCAUUAUCAGCUGAUUCUGUGCAUUUCCUAUUUUUCAUAUGUCGAUUUUAAGGUGUCAUGUAUACAACUGAUAAAGGAUACAUGUAAUUUAGGUUAAAUUGUUAUUAUUUUGUAAAUUAUUCUUGUGACAGAAACAUCUAUAGCCAUACGUCAAAUGUGGGUCAGAUUUCAGUGUUCAAAUGUCUAUGUAAUGUAUUAGUCUAUUACCAAGUAGAAAGAACAAUGACUAUCUGUGUAGAUAGAAAACCUCUUCGCUUCAGGGCAAAGACAUGAAUUGCGGAUUUUUUUUUUUUUUACAUGGGUUUUUAUGAGACAUGAUUGAGCACAAAGGAGAACAGGGAGGGGCGGUCUGAGAUGGUUGCCAUUUUAUGUGCGAGAGAUAUCUAUCGCUGUUUUUACACUGCAGUGGGGUGCGCAGCUGGCCCGGAAGGAGGGAGGAGAGCGAAAAGGAGGGAGGGGGAAAAAAAGAGGGGGAAGGGGGGGUAGCCCACAGCAACAAGGCACACCUUUUCCACACUGGUCCUCUGCUCUUAAAGAUACAGGGUCAUGCAUAACGAUCUGCAGUCACAUGGCAGAUGGAGGAUUUGCAAGAUGGUGGCCCAGCAGGAUAGCCUAGCCAAUGACUUUGCUUAAAUGUCCCUUUGCUAAAUGUGUGGCUGUACUGUAUUCAUAGUUCAGUCAAAUCAAAUCAAUCAAAUUUUAUUGGCCACAUGCGCCGAAUACAACAGGUGCAGACAUUACAGUGAAAUGCUUACGUACAGCCCUUAACCAACAGUGCAUUUAUUUUUAACAAAAAAAGUAAAAAUAAAACAACAACAAAAAAAGUGUUGAGAAAAAAAAGAGCAGAAGUAAAAUAAAGUGACAGUAGGGAGGCUAUAUAUACAGGGGGGUACCGUUGCAGAGUCAAUGUGCGGGGCACCGGCUAGUCGAGGUAAUAUGUACAUUUGGGUAAAUAACGCGGAAAAACACACAUAAUAGUACAAUUGGUUAGAGGGCUGUAAAACGGCAGCCAUCUUCUCCGGCGCUGUAACAAUGGUGAAAUCCAGGACUUUCCCAUGAGGACAUUAUAUUACUUUAACAGAUAGGUGGAGAUUUAAAAUGCAUAAGUAAAAGUGAGAUGGCGAAAGCAAGGUUGUCGUUAGCAGUAAUUUAAAAUGUAAAUGUCACGUUAGGUUACUCAUUCACUCUGAAACAGCUUUGAACCUAAACAUGUGCAUAGCACUAUUUGAUUCCAGUUUCCAUGUCGUUGAUCUCUUGGACCCUCUCUCUCUUUCAGCGUGAGUGUAUUUCUAUGCAUGUGGGCCAAGCCGGAGUCCAGAUGGGUAACGCCUGUUGGGAGCUGUACUGCCUGGAGCAUGGGAUCCAGCCGGACGGACAGAUGCCCAGCGACAAGACUCGUGGAGGUGGAGAUGACUCCUUCAACACCUUCUUCAGUGAGACCGGAGCCGGAAAGCAUGUCCCCCGUGCCAUCUUCGUAGAUCUGGAGCCCACUGUCAUCGGUGAGAUGAGACUCCUCUGAAAUCCUGGAGGAAAUCUAUUGGAUUAGCGUUCAGUCUUUGAAUGAUUUGAUAUUCUUUCCCAAGAUAUUCCUCAUAUUCUGAAUAUUAGGAUAUUCUAAAUCUACCUUUGUCUUUCAGAUGAGGUUAGGACAGGUAUCUAUCGUCAGUUGUUCCACCCUGAGCAGCUGAUCACUGGUAAGGAAGAUGCUGCCAACAACUACGCCCGCGGUCACUACACCAUCGGCAAGGAGAUCAUUGACAUCGUGCUGGACAGAACACGCAAACUGGUGAGUCAUCAUUCUGAAAUAGGGCUCUAACUAGGGUUCUACAUGGAACUUUUUUCAUUCAAGAAAGUUCUUCGGAAACCUUCUCUGUGGAAGACAGCGUUUUAAAAGGGUUCUUUGGUGGGUCAAAAAGUUCUACCUGGAACCAUACAGGGACAAGCCGAAGAACCGUUUAUGGUUCUAGGUAGAACAUGCAAACAGGUUCUGCAUUCUAGUCUUACUACUAUAGCAUAAGAUAACAUCUAACAAUGUUAUUGUACAAUUUCUCCAUUCAGGCUGACCAGUGCACUGGGCUCCAGGGAUUCCUCAUCUUCCACAGCUUCGGAGGAGGCACUGGCUCUGGUUUCACUUCCCUGCUGAUGGAACGUCUGUCUGUCGACUACGGAAAGAAGUCUAAGCUUGAGUUCGCCGUUUACCCAGCUCCCCAGGUGUCCACAGCUGUGGUGGAGCCCUACAACUCCAUCCUGACCACCCACACCACCCUGGAGCACUCUGACUGUGCCUUCAUGGUGGACAACGAGGCCAUCUAUGACAUCUGCCGUAGGAACCUCGACAUUGAGCGUCCCUCAUACACCAACCUCAACAGGCUCAUUGGCCAGAUCGUCUCCUCCAUCACUGCCUCCCUGCGCUUCGAUGGAGCCCUGAAUGUUGAUCUGACAGAGUUCCAGACCAACUUGGUGCCCUACCCCCGUAUCCACUUCCCUCUGGCCACCUAUGCCCCAGUCAUCUCCGCUGAGAAGGCCUAUCACGAGCAGCUGUCAGUCGCUGACAUCACCAACGCCUGCUUCGAGCCAGCCAAUCAGAUGGUGAAGUGUGACCCUCGUCAUGGCAAAUACAUGGCCUGCUGUCUCCUGUACCGUGGUGACGUUGUUCCCAAAGAUGUCAACUCUGCCAUCGCUGCUAUCAAGACCAAGAGGAGUAUCCAGUUUGUGGACUGGUGUCCCACUGGCUUCAAGGUGGGUAUCAACUACCAGCCCCCUACGGUGGUUCCUGGAGGAGACCUGGCCAAAGUCCAGAGGGCUGUGUGCAUGCUGAGCAACACCACGGCCAUCGCUGAGGCCUGGGCCCGUCUGGACCACAAGUUUGACCUGAUGUACGCCAAGCGGGCCUUUGUGCACUGGUACGUUGGUGAGGGCAUGGAGGAGGGAGAGUUCUCUGAGGCCAGAGAAGACAUGGCAGCUCUGGAGAAGGAUUAUGAAGAGGUGGGCACUGACAGCGUGGGAGAAGAGGAUGAGGAGGGAGAGGAAUAUUAAAGGGUUAAACAUGCUUUGCCACCCUACAUUCCAACACUGACUGUUGGAGGCCCACACUUAACAUGACAGCAACACAUUCCCCACUGCGGUGUUAACAGUCUCUGCUACAUCUAGUCAUGUUGUGUCUGUAUUCUCAAUAAACACGCCACGUCUCUUGUCUAGACGAAAAAUAGAAUGUGAAAUGAGUUUGUUUUUUGGGGGAAAUCUGUUGGAGUUCUCGCGGCAGCCGUUAACGAGGUCUCCGUUGAGUAAGUACUACCAGGGGUGGAACGCCGGUCAACGUAGCGACGUGGAACUGAACCCUCAUACUGCCGUCCGUUGGCAAAUAUGGUUGUAGCCUACUGAAAUGGCACAGGUAGACACCGCUGCAUCAUUUUUUUUUUGCCUAAGAGUGA